Molecule: messenger RNA, 3662 nt
Organism: Vombatus ursinus (common wombat)
Lineage: Eukaryota; Metazoa; Chordata; Mammalia; Diprotodontia; Vombatidae
Product: zinc finger protein OZF-like
Exons: 4
Coding region: 73-1740 (555 amino acids)
Biological process (GO): regulation of DNA-templated transcription
Source: RefSeq, a predicted model, not a curated record
UUGAUCUUACUGAUUACGCUUUGUACUUUCCUUAGCUCCGUCUAACUGCGCAGAAGCAAAGGAGACAAGCUGAUGCCAGGUGCUCCCCUGACAGCCAGAUCCCAGGAGCUGGUAACAUUUGAGGAUGUGGCCAUAUAUCUCACAAAGGAAGAAUGGGCACUACUGGACCCUGCACAGAAGAGGCUCUAUAGGGACGUGAUGCUAGAGAAUUAUGGGAAUGUGCUUUUACUAGGAUUUCCAAUUCCCAAACCAGACCUAAUCUCUCAGCUGGAGCGAGGGGAAAUACCAUGUGUGCCAUUUCUGCCCAGAAUGAAGAUUCAAGUGAUUUGUUUUGAUUAUGGGUCUGAGAAUAAAGUGUCUAUUCCAAAGCAAGACAUUGCUAAAGAAGGCAAAGCGCAAAGGAUUUUAUCAGCGAAAGUUCCAAGGACCAUUUGCCAUAGCAUUGAAGAAAAUUUGGACAGUGAUGCUAGAUUAGACCAACAUCGUGUAAACACACUGAAGGAGGAACCGAGAAGCCCUCUUUUCCAAGAGACUGAUUUCGAGCAGGUGACUGGUAUUUAUAGCAGUGGCCUUAAAGUAACAAGAGGGCAUAAAUGCAUUAAAAGUGACAUUGGUUCAAACUCUGUUACACAACAGAGAUAUCCUGUCCAAAAGAAAUCUAAGAUAUGUGAUUCAUUUCACCAUUGCUUCAGGCAGGGUUCAAAAUUGAUGAGACAUCAGAGUAAACACAAGGGAGAACAAAACCAUGAAUGUGAUACAUGUGGGAAAUCCUUUAGCAGGAACUCAAGCCUUCUUGAACAUCAGAAAAUUCACAGUGGAGAGAAACCCCAUGAAUGUCAUGAAUGUGGGAGAGCUUUUAGUAGGAACUCAAGCCUUCUUGAGCAUCAGAGGAUUCACAGUGGAGAGAAACCCUAUAAAUGUAAUGAAUGUGGGAAAGCCUUCAACAGGAACUCAAGCCUUCUGGAACAUCAGAGAAUUCAUAGUGGUGAGAAACCUUACGAAUGUAAUGAAUGUGGCAAAACCAUCAGUAGAAAAUCAAGCCUUAUUGAACACCAGAGAAUUCAUAGUGGAGAAAAACCCUAUAGAUGCAGCAAAUGUGGGAAAGCUUUCCGGGGACACUCAGACCUUUCUAAACACAAGAGAAUUCAUACUGGAGAAAAGCCCUAUCAAUGUAAAGAAUGUGGCAAAGCUUUCAGGAUUAGAUCAGGCCUUACUAGCCACCAUCGGAUUCACACAGGAGAAAAACCAUAUAUGUGUAACAUGUGUGGCAAAGGCUUCAGGGCACAGUCAGACCUUAUUAAGCAUCAGAGCAUUCAUACAGGAGCUAAACCCUAUGAAUGCAGGCAGUGUGGGAAAGCCUUCAGGGUGAAUUCAGAUUUUGUCAAACACCUGAGAAUUCAUACAGGAGAGAAACCAUAUGAAUGUAAUGAAUGUGGGAAAGCCUUUCGGGUCAGUUCAGGCCUUAUUAGCCACCAGAGAAUUCAUACAGGAGAAAAACCCUAUCAUUGUAAUGAAUGUGGGAAAAGUUUUAGGGGGCACUCAGACCUUAUUGAACAUAAGAGAAUUCACACAGGAGAGAAACCCUAUGUAUGUAAUAAAUGUGGGAAAGCCUUCAGGGGGAACUCAGACCUUAGUAAACAUCAGAAAAUUCAUACAGGAGCAAAACCCUAUGGGUAUAAGAAAUGUGGGAAAGCUUUUCGAAUUAGCCACCAGAGAACUCAUGGAAGAAAAACCCUAUAAUUGUGACAAAUAUGGGUAAGGCUAUAAGGCACAUUCAGGUUUUAUUAAAAAUAACAGUAUUCAUCUAGGUGAUAAGUAUAUAGUAACAAAUGUGCAAAAAUCUUCAAGGGGCCUUGAGACCUAUGAAACAUCGAAGAAUGCAUUUGGAGAAAAACACAAAUGUGGGAAGGCUUUGAGAAUGAGCUCAGGCCUUACUAUUUGUCAAACAAUUCUAUAAAGAGAAAAGCCCCAUAAACAAGUACUGAAGAUUUUAGGGGAGCAAUCAGGCCUUUCUAUACAUUGGAGUAUGCAUAUAGGAAGGGAAAAAAUGUCAUAAAUUUGGGGAAACCAGAGCUCACAACUUACCUAACAUCAAAUAACCUAGAAAGUUCAUAGUGGAGAAAAAUGCUAAGACUAUUAAAGCCUUAAAUGGUCAGAAUUUCUUAAGCACUGGAAAGUUCAUAGUGGAGUGAAACUCUAUUAAUGUGAGCAAAGCCUUAGACUUACCAUAUUCAUAUAACCUUAUUAGCUAUCAAAGAAUUUAUGUCGGAGAGAAACUCUGGAACGUAACAAAUUAGAAAUCUACAAAAAGAAUUAAGUCACCAGACAGACAAUACAGACAAAAAUAAUGUACGUAUGUAAUUAAGGAGCAAAAUUUUCAGGAGCUCUUUAGACCUUAUAAAACAAGAAUUUAAAUGCAGCAGCAAAAGAAAACCACUCUGUGAUAGUUGCAUUAAAGCUUUCCAGGUCCAUGAAAACUUUAUGAAGCAGUAUUCAUAUAUGAAAAAAUCUCUCUAAAAGUGAUCAAUAUGAGAAAUCUUCAAGUGAUGAUUUUAUUUUACUAACUACCAAGUUUCAAAAAGGAGUAAAACCUUAUGAAUGAGGGAGAGAGGUGAGAGGAAGUUUGUACCUUGUACAGUAUCAGUCAGUGGACAGAGAACAACAGGUUGAAGAAAAAGAUUUUUUAAAUGUAGCCAGGAGUCAGGAAGAGUCUUGAACAGCUAAGUCUGCUUGAAACUAGCUAUGAUGAAACUAGAUGCAGUCGAUGUGGGAAAACCUUCCCUACCAGCAAGGAUGUACACAGUGUGGAUGGGGAUAAAGUUGCAUCUUUUCCCAAAUUCCCUUCCCAGUGCCUAUCUAUAGUCAUUGUGAUGUAGUCUGCUCUUUUUUUUUAUCACCAUGUAUUUCCAGUAAAUUGAGCUAAUUGGGAAACACUAAGUAUAGGAAAAUUUUCUAAGAACAACCCAUCCUACAGUAUAAUUUGGAGAUGAUUUGCUGCUGAAACCAAGAUGCUUCCGCAUACAUCAUUAGUAAGCAGUAAACUUAAAAGUUUGCUUUAUCUAUCACUCGGGUUGGAAAUUAAGGAAUUUGCUAUGAAUAAUCUUAGCAGUGGGUAAUGGUGUAUCAGACUGUCAGCCCAAAGAUAGUGGCCCCAAAAUCAUCUAGUGUCCUCUGCCAUGAUUCAACAAACAAACCUUUUGGUUUUCUAAGUAGGCUUCCUUCUGACAGCUGUACUUUUAAUUUGGGUUUCAAGCUGAGGUGUGACUCCUAAUAUGGUGGAGAGAAGCAGACAAGACCCUGCGUGACUGACUGACUAUAUGAGUUGGCUCAAGAGCUUUGGAGAGGAGAGACGUUCUUUAUUUUUGUUUUGAGAGAUAGGCACAUGUAGUUCUAAAUUCUCUUUAGGACCAACUCCAGGGAGAAGAAAGUGAAAGACUCUCUUGUAGACAUGUAAGGAGAAGCUGGUUCCUUAACAUGAUAAUUUUCAGUUUGCUUUCUUGGAGACUAGUGCACUUCCCCUUGGGUGAGAUAGGUUGCUCUCUGGGUUGAGCAAGGUCUCAAGUGGCUCUCGUCUAGAGAGCUCAUUUACUCUUAUGUAUUUCUUGUUAUGUUCUACUCUGUAUAAUUCUGAUUUCUGUUUGCUCUCUCUUUGGAUAAAUGGA